GGCCUUCUUUGCUGAGGAAAAGAAUCCUCCCUGGUUCUGAACGCCUCGUUUCCCAGCUUAAGGACCCGCUUGGAUGCCAGCUUGUCAACCCUUCGCCACGAGAUGUGGGCCUUGCAGGCUGAAGGCACAGAGAUAGGCAGCCGCAACGGCAUCUUGCAGGCGGAGAUGGCCCAGUGGCAAGAAGAGGUGGCCGGGCUUCAGCAGCGGUUGGAGGCCGCCCAAGGAGAGCAGGAGGCUGCCAAGGCAGAGAAGCAGCACUGCCAGGCCCAGCAAGGUGCCCUCCAGGAGAGCGUGCAGAGCUACUUGGCUGAGAUCGCCUCCCUCCGGCGCCAGCUUGGAGCCCGCUCCUCCACCCGCCGCAGGUGCCAUCCGUUCCGGUACUUAUUGUGGGGUCUGGCGAGCUUUUGCGUUAUGUUCGUGCUUGAAGGGCUGAAAAUCUUCCUCUAGAGGAAUUUAUCAGAGCCUUUGAAGAGGAGGAAUUGAAAGGCAGUUUUAUCACCUCUUUUUUCCGUCCAAAACUGGAACUACCGAUUUAAACACACACUAGACUCUCUUGUGCUUUGGGGGAAAACAAGGGCCUCUGAGGGAAACGGCUCAUGAGGAAAGAAUCAGAUAUGUUAGGCUGUAAUUUCA
Messenger RNA from Hemicordylus capensis (graceful crag lizard), 633 nucleotides. It is a transcript of the gene CCDC194, whose product is annotated as coiled-coil domain containing 194. The transcript has 5 exons. The record is from RefSeq and is a predicted model, not a curated record. Lineage: Eukaryota; Metazoa; Chordata; Lepidosauria; Squamata; Cordylidae. The coding region runs from base 103 to 447 and encodes 114 amino acids.